Ambispora leptoticha is the source of this 324-nucleotide messenger RNA. The record is from the annotation of a GenBank genome assembly. NCBI's taxonomy places the organism in Eukaryota, Fungi, Glomeromycota, Glomeromycetes, Archaeosporales, Ambisporaceae.
AUGGUCAAAAAGGAAGCCGCCGCAAAAUCCUCUUCCGGGGGUAAAACCAAGAAAAAAAAAUGGUCCAAAGGAAAAGUCAAGGAUAAAGCAAAUAACGCCGUAGUCCUUGACAAACCAACAUACGACAAACUUUUCAAGGAAGUUCCCACUUAUAAAUUGAUCACUCCUUCGGUAUUAGUGGAUCGUUUGCGUGUCAAUGGAUCGCUUGCACGCGUUGCUAUUAGGGAGUUGGAAGAAAAAGGAUUAAUCCGAAAGAUUUCAACUCAUGGAUCACAACUUAUCUAUACUCGUGCUACCGCAAUUGUCGAUAAACCAGAAGCAUAA